GCCUGACGUCCUUCCGCUUGGUGUUCUAACGCCACGCAUGCGUGAAGGGUACUCUUUCACUGCAACGUCAGCGGUUUGGUAGGAGCGACAUCUUUUCGGGCUCGGAGACUCUAGAAAGGACACAAUGGAUCAAGUAAUGCAAUUUGUGGAGCCCAGUCGCCAGUUUGUGAAAGAUUCAAUCAGACUUGUGAAAAGGUGUACAAAGCCUGAUAGGAAAGAAUUUCAGAAGAUUGCCAUGGCAACAGCCAUUGGAUUUGCCAUUAUGGGAUUCAUUGGAUUCUUUGUGAAGCUCAUACACAUCCCAAUUAAUAACAUCAUUGUUGGUGGUUAGAACCUUUCUUCUGACUCAAUAAUGCCGACAUAGAAAAUGAGGUUGGGAGAUCAGCAAGGAACACUUUAUAUUUUGUGUUUUAUCAAUAAAAUAUUUUGAUUUGUAUAA
Molecule: messenger RNA, 439 nt
Organism: Hypanus sabinus (Atlantic stingray)
Lineage: Eukaryota; Metazoa; Chordata; Chondrichthyes; Myliobatiformes; Dasyatidae
Gene: sec61g
Product: SEC61 translocon subunit gamma
Exons: 4
Coding region: 125-331 (68 amino acids)
Biological process (GO): post-translational protein targeting to membrane, translocation; protein targeting
Cellular component (GO): Ssh1 translocon complex; membrane
Molecular function (GO): transmembrane protein transporter activity
Source: RefSeq, a predicted model, not a curated record